UUUCGUGAAAAUUUAUUUUCUUAUUGCGCAAAUUCAAAUAACAUACCCUACAAGACGGCGAUAGCCAAUUCACCACUACAUUUACAACUUUUCAGAUGCCUACCUACACAGUCACAUUUGGUUUUAAAGGAAUUUCCUAAAGUUAGAACAGUAUGUUUUAUGAGGAUACGAAACGCAUGUGCUAGAGCGAACAAGCGCAAAAGGAAUACGCUAGCAAUUUUAAAUAGAAACUCCGCUGGAAAUCUCUUCAAGAGAUCUGUGGCGGAAAACAAUUUGGACAGCAAUUUAAAAUGCCUACCUACACAGUCACAUUUGGUUUUAAAGGAAUUUCCUAAAGUUAGAACAGUAUGUUUUAUGAGGAUACGAAACGCAUGUGCUAGAGCGAACAAGCGAUAGGCACUGCAAGCAAAGCUAAACUUGACAUUUUGAUCAUAGCAGCAUGAAAAUUAUACGUCACUAUUAUAAUUUCUUUUGAACGUUUGCGAACAUUGGCGCAAAAGGAAUACGCUAGCAAUUUUAAAUAGAAAUCCGCUGGAAAUCUCUUCAAGAGAUCUGUGGCGGAAAACAAUUUGGACAGCAAUUUAAAUUACAGAACAACGAAUUCAGAAGCGCCGCUUCAGUUUUAUUCGCGCCUCUCAAGUCCGUAGAACUGCUACCAACACGACUCCCGAAGUGGCCCCAACAGCUGAGGUCCUAUCGAGCAGCCACGCAGAGCUUAUCAAACGUCUGGACGGAAUUCAAGAGGCCCAAAAGGGCAUGUUUUCACUUUUGGGUGGUGUGGACAACCGUCUAACUGCCAUUGAAAAGGCGCUUAAAGAAAAUAUGCCUGAGAAAGCUGAGGUUCAAGCGCAAAGCAAAAUAUUACGUGAAUACAAAGUCAUCGCGGCGCGAACUCAGCUAUCGGUUAGCCGCAUCACAGGUGACAUAGAGGACGAGGAAUACCUAGAGCUUGCCUCCAUGCUUCCCAUGUCAUCAGAGGAGACAUUGCUAGCCGUAAAGACGAAACUCUGUACAAAGGCCAGUAGUGAUGCAUUGAUGCGGCUGUUAGUUAAGUCAAAAGGUGUAAAAGGCAGUGUAGACGGAGUUCUGCGUUCGCUGCUGCACGAUAACUUGGUGGCCGGCUACAAUUUGGAGGGACGUAAAGAAAAAAAAUCGCUUCUAAAGCUUAAGGCUCUGGACUUGGUUUUCGAUGUCUUUGGGGAGAACACGAAGGAGCAGACCGUUAAUGAAAUUAGGCGUUAUGUAGCACUUAGUCACAAUAGGUUUAAGCAAAAAAAAGCACAAACUUAAUUAGAUGUAAAUAUUUAUAUCUUAAGG
Molecule: messenger RNA, 1317 nt
Organism: Rhagoletis zephyria (snowberry fruit fly)
Lineage: Eukaryota; Metazoa; Arthropoda; Insecta; Diptera; Tephritidae
Source: RefSeq, a predicted model, not a curated record